Glycine soja is the source of this 1094-nucleotide messenger RNA. Its product is annotated as actin-depolymerizing factor-like. Gene Ontology annotation, molecular function: actin filament binding. The record is from RefSeq and is a predicted model, not a curated record. Gene Ontology annotation, biological process: actin filament depolymerization. Lineage: Eukaryota; Viridiplantae; Streptophyta; Magnoliopsida; Fabales; Fabaceae. The coding region runs from base 195 to 641 and encodes 148 amino acids. The transcript is spliced from 3 exons. Gene Ontology annotation, cellular component: actin cytoskeleton; cytoplasm.
CCCUUUCCUUUGGUUUUACUUUACCUUUCUUCCAGGAAAGUGAUGAGAAUAUAUACCUUUUUUUGCGUUUUAUAAUUUUCUUUUCCUUUGUUCUCCUUUUUUUCUCCUCUUCUGCCCUCCACACAACUUCUCUCUCCUCUCUCUCUCUCUACAAAUCCUUCUUUCUUCUCUUCGCUGCUCACUGUAGCGUAGCCAUGGCUUUCAGAGUUGGAGGAGCGGGAGGAGGAAAUGCCUCUUCUGGCAUGGGUGUUGCUGAGCAUAGCGUAAGCACGUUCCUGGAAUUGCAGAGGAAGAAAGUUCAUCGCUAUGUGAUUUUUAAAAUUGACGAGAAAAAGAAAGAGGUUGUUGUUGAAAAAACUGGAGGCCCUGCUGAGAGCUAUGAUGAUUUCACUGCAUCCUUGCCUGAAAAUGAUUGCCGAUAUGCUAUCUUUGACUUUGAUUUUGUGACAUCUGAGAACUGCCAAAAGAGCAAAAUCUUUUUUAUUGCAUGGUCUCCUUCGGUAGCCCGCAUUCGCCCUAAGAUGCUAUAUGCAACAUCCAAGGACAGGUUCAGAAGGGAGCUGCAGGGCAUCCAUUAUGAGAUUCAGGCAACAGACCCAACCGAGAUGGAUCUUGAAGUCCUCAGAGAGCGUGCAAACUGAGCACCUACACAAGAGGGUUGUGUCUAGGUGAUGUAGUUAAGAUAUCUGAGGCCUCAGGGAAUGAUGUUGACUGAUACCCUUUAGUUGUUCUACUAUGAUCUCUGUCUGUUUCGCGACAUAUUUCUCAUAAAUAGCUGACUUAUCAUUUUAUCAAGUAAAUAACCUGCACCUGUGAAGGCUGAUUAGGGGUUCCUGCCUAAGAAACCCCACUGCAGGGGAAUUUAUGCUUUUCCUUAUUGCCAUGAUGGUUCUCGGGUGCAGAUUUAUAUAGUAAUGGCUAUUGGAAAUUCGACUUAUAUUCUAUGAAUUUCAAAUGGACGCAGCUGGUGAGUCUGCUUUGUUACAUGCCAAUCCAGUAUAGGUUUGUUUUUGUAGCGAAUUCCAGCAUUGGAAUAUUUGCUUUCUGAACCAAGGUAUGGGAACUAAUGUACACAAGGCAUUGUGUUAAGCUUA